AUGCUUUUUGCUGUGUGUGCAGCGUAUGACACACAACCUUUGCGCAAUCAUUACAAGUCCUGUCAGACCGCAGCGGAAGAGCAAGCCAGUGUCAAGAUUCGCGUCAGUAAUGUCAAGAAGAAUCUUACCUUACAGUCAAGACAGAUUGCGACGAGCAAUAUCAACGUGAAUACACGUGCCGAGGAUUUUGACAUGCAUUAG
Molecule: messenger RNA, 201 nt
Organism: Echinostoma caproni
Lineage: Eukaryota; Metazoa; Platyhelminthes; Trematoda; Plagiorchiida; Echinostomatidae
Source: the annotation of a GenBank genome assembly